GGUGCCAAUCAGCGCAGUAGGAAGACGGGAGCUAAGUUUGAAUCUUUGGCGGGAGGCUGUCAUGUCCAUACGGAAGAAACUGCGGCUUCUGUUUGAGGAGCCCCAGGUGGGCGGCACAAUCACGGUAGAGCGGGCAGAACCCGGGACGAGGCCCGGUUGCCAAGCUCAGCAAAGCUCAACGAAGCGGGAAAGCCGCGGGGAGCGAGUCCCGGGCGCUCGGGGACUCAGGCUGGAGGACUGCGUGGUCUAUCAAUGUCGACGCUGCCGGGUCGUAUUAGGAGACUCGCUCCACUUGUGCGCGCAGGAGGAGAAACUCCGCCUUUUUGUUUGUUUCAGUGAGUUGAUCGGGUGUUUUGCCACGCAGAAUGAACACACUAAAGUCGAACUCCCAGGAGAGGUCACAAAAGAUGUUAUUGUGGAAGACGACUUGAUGGUCUGUGUUGAAGGAGACCUCAUUGGCUGCACCUACAACACAUUGCGUUGUCAGUCCUGUCAACUAGACAUUGGCUUUAUCCUCUAUAGUUCAAAGUCACUGGCUUACCUGCGAGGCCUCUUUUGCCUUUUUAAGGACAACAUCACAUGUUAUUUGCUACAAACUACUGCUACAGUAGAAGCUUCAAAAGUAACCUGUCCUGUUGUGAGCCUAAAGGAACAUGUAGAGAAAUUAAAAGAGAGUCUUGUACAAGUUCAUACGCGUGUGGAAUUGCUAAUUAAGAAACUAGAAGAAUUCAAUCAACAAAGGAUUACAUACGAGAAGGAGAGCUGUAAAGGAAAACCAUAUGGAUACACAAAUAGAAAGCUGAACAGUUAACUUUUUAGAGUUGCGUACCUCAACUAAUUGUUUUAUAAUAACUUGUGUUUGUAACUGAAUGUAAAUUAAUAUGGCUUUAGACUGGCAAAUUGGUGAUACAAAAUUGUUUCCUUUUCUAGCACAGCUCAAGGGCAUAUAGUGUUUGAGCCUGAAUAGCUAUCCCAAAUCAUUUAACUCCUACAUGCAAAUAUUUCUAUAUACUCUAACAAAAACCUUUAAAUAGUGCAAAACUGCCCUAAGAUUGCAUUGUGAACAUAUUGGAAACUGGAUAGUCUAGCUGAAAGAAAUAAACAUUUACUUUGUACAUUCUUUUAGAGGUUAUCUUGUUUUUUUACAUUUGAGAGAGAUAUGUUCUCAGGACUCAGCUAUAAAUUGUAUUUAGUAACAUUAAAAUUGGUCAAAAAGUGAAACAUUUUAAAUACUAGAGUAACAUUUUACCAGAAACAUUUUAAAUUAUUGCCAAAUUACCAAAAGUAAUGACGUUUGAGGAAAUAACACUUUUUAAUUAUGAGGAAACCAUUAUGAAAUCACUAAUGUGCAUUGUAAUGUGUUUGUUAGGUUUUCCUUUUGUCAGAAGGCUUACAGCCAAAAAACUCAAUUUCCUGGUUAUUGUACUUUCAAGAUUGAAAUAUAGGCAGCAGUGGAUGUAGUAUGUUUUUUUUUCAGCAAGUAUGCAUAGGAUUUAUAUCCAUAAAAUAUUAAAAAAUGUUUUUUUA
Molecule: messenger RNA, 1527 nt
Organism: Pantherophis guttatus
Lineage: Eukaryota; Metazoa; Chordata; Lepidosauria; Squamata; Colubridae
Gene: OIP5
Product: Opa interacting protein 5
Biological process (GO): CENP-A containing chromatin assembly; chromosome segregation
Cellular component (GO): chromosome, centromeric region; nucleus; chromatin
Source: RefSeq, a predicted model, not a curated record